Messenger RNA from Fukomys damarensis (Damara mole-rat), 1666 nucleotides. It is a transcript of the gene Srd5a3, whose product is annotated as steroid 5 alpha-reductase 3. Gene Ontology annotation, biological process: dolichol-linked oligosaccharide biosynthetic process; polyprenol catabolic process. The coding region runs from base 1 to 858 and encodes 285 amino acids. Gene Ontology annotation, molecular function: 3-oxo-5-alpha-steroid 4-dehydrogenase activity. The transcript has 6 exons. The record is from RefSeq and is a predicted model, not a curated record. NCBI's taxonomy places the organism in Eukaryota, Metazoa, Chordata, Mammalia, Rodentia, Bathyergidae. Gene Ontology annotation, cellular component: endoplasmic reticulum.
AUGCCAAUGAGCCUCAACGUAGCUAAGUACAGCAAAGUGGGACGAUUAGUGACGCUUCCGCCUCUUCCCGGAGAAAGGCCCUGUGGUGCCGAACUUCAGCGCGCCUUUGAUGUACCGAAGAGGUAUUUUUCUCAUUUCUAUAUCAUCUCUGUGCUGUGGAAUGGCUUCCUACUUUGGUUCCUUACUCAGUCCGUGUUCCUGGGAGUGCCUCUGCCAAGCUGGCUUCACCUUCUGCUCAGAAUUCUUGGGGCGGAGCAGUCCCCAGGUGGUGAGCUGGCACUAUCUGUCUUCUUGGUACUCCUGUCCCUGUGGCUUCACAGCUGGCGGAGACUCUUCGAGUGCUUCUAUGUCAGUGUCUUCUCCGAUGCUGUGAUCCACGUCGUGCAGUAUUGUUUUGGCCUCAUCUAUUAUGUCCUUGUUGGUCUGACUGUGCUGAGCCAAGUGCCAAUGGAUGGCAGGAAUGUGUAUGUAACAGGGAAAAAUCUGUUCAUGCAAGCACGGUGGUUCCAUAUCCUUGGGAUGAUGAUGUUCAUCUGGUCAUCUGUCCACCAGUAUAGAUGCCACGUCAUUCUCGGCAAGCUCAGGAGAAAUAAGGCAGGAGUGGUCAUUCACUGCAACCACAGGAUCCCCUUUGGAGACUGGUUUGAAUAUGUUUCUUCCCCUAACUACUUAGCAGAGCUGAUGAUCUAUAUCUCCAUGGCUGUCACCUUUGGGUUUCACAACUUAACUUGGUGGCUAGUGGUGACAUAUGUCUUCUUCAGCCAGGCCCUUUCAGCUUUCCUCAGCCACAGAUUCUACCAAAGCAAAUUCGUCUCCUACCCAAAGCACAGAAAAGCUUUCCUCCCUUUUUUGUUUUAAGAUAACCUCAGUCAUAAAGAAUGCCAGCUAGAUGACAUUGUGAAGUCUGGAAACCAAAGUGCUGUUUCUGCAGAACUGGUUGAAAUUCUCUGUCCUACUUUUACAUCAAAAAGAAUUCAUCACAUAAGCAAAACGGUGCCCCUCAAGAAGAUGACUCUUCAGAAUGUCUUCCAAGAAGAAAUGCAUCUGGCAGACCUGUGGUUACCUGUCUGCUUUCUGCAAUGCCUUAUAAAGCCAACAAAGUGACCAAAAGUAGGCAGGACUUCUCCAGGCUGCCUCACAAGCACGCUGACCGAGAGUACAAGCAGCCUCUCCCACAUAUAUGCACCACAGAAGAGACAAGAUAACUGGAUUGCUUGUAAGGGAGCAGUGAGCUGGACUACAUAAUGAGUGGUCUGGUAGGUGCUCAAUAUUCAUUACAUUUCCAUAAAAUUGAAUUAGCCUUGGAAAGUAACAUAAAUCUGUAACUUUACACCAGUGGGAUCAGGAAAAACAGGGUUUUGUUGGAGUUAGUUUAUACUUUUCCAUAUUACCACAAAGAUUUCCAGUAAUGUAACAAUUAAAAGCCAUUUCCUCUCAUCUUCCCCACAAGUCAUAGUCUAAUGAGAAAUUCUGAAACUUCCUUAAUUUUCUGUUGACAUCCCGUUCAAGAGACCACUUCGAAAGUGAAAGCUUCACAAAAUAAAAUAUUAUUAUACUUAUGUAUAAAAAGCCUCUUUCAGUGCUCUGGACCAGUAGUGAAGCCUCAUUCAUCAGUUAUCAUUCAAACUGAAGUAAUGUCUGUCUGAGAGCAUUUCACAUAGCAGAA